GGCGGCGGCGGGGGGCUCCCUCGCGCCAGGAAGAGCGGCGGCGGCGACGGCGACGCGGGGGCCGCCGCUGCCCCUGCUGCCAUGAGUUGUGCGGAGGUGAUGCAUCACCCCCCGCCGCAUGGAGCGCCCCAGUGUGCGCCCAACCCCGUGGCGGCUGCACCCUGCCCCACAGCCUGCUAUCAUCCGGCGCCCCAACCUGGCCAGCAGAAGAAGUUAGCGGUAUACAGCAAGAUGCAGGACUCUCUGGAGGUCACCCUUCCCAGCAAACAAGAGGAGGAGGAGGAGGAGGAGGAUGAGGAGGAGGAGGAGGAGGAGAAAGACCAGCCUGCCGAGAUGGAGUACCUUAACUCUCGCUGUGUCCUUUUCACUUAUUUCCAGGGAGACAUUGGGUCAGUAGUGGAUGAGCACUUCUCAAGAGCUUUGGGCCAAGCCAGCACGUUCCAUCCAGAAUCUACCAUUUCAAAAAGCAAGAUGGGGCUAACCCCCCUAUGGCGAGACAGCUCAGCUCUCACAAGCCAGAGGAGUAAUUUCCCAACUUCCUUUUGGACCAGCUCAUACCAGCCCCCACCUGCACCUUGUUUAGGGGGAGUUCAUCCUGACUUCCAAGUCACUGCGCCCCCUGGCACCUUUACUGCAGCAGAUCCUAGCCCCUGGUCAGGCCACAGCCUGCAUCAGACUGGCCCACCACCGCCCCCUCCUGUGUCUGAGUCCUGGCACUACCCUUUGGCAUCUCAGGUGAGCCCACCCUACAGCCACAUGCACGACGUGUACAUGCGGCACCAUCACCCUCACACCCACAUGCACCACCGCCACCACCACCACCAUCACCGGCACCACCACCACCCUGCCGCUGGCUCUGCCUUGGAUCCGUCCUACGGGCCUCUGCUGAUGCCGUCCGUGCGUGCGGCCAGGAUUCCUGCUCCUCAGUGUGAGAUCGCGAAGACAGAUCCGUCUGCAGUCACCACUGCUGCCUCAGCGUGGGCUGGAGCCUUUCAUGGGACCGUGGACAUAGUGCCCAGUGUGGGAUUCGAUGCAGGUCUACAGCAUCAUGACAAGAGCAAGGAAUCUCCGUGGUACUGAAACAGUAUUAGCGAGUCAAGUUGCUGCCUGAACCCAGGACCCACGGGGAAGUUUACUGCUAGGAUUUUCCUGUCUGCUGAGGAGACACAAGUUACACAGAAGAAGAGGACAAAGCAGGCGCUUGACUUUGGUUUUGAAACUUAUCUGGAGAAAGCAAAGUGGGUCCUCAUCAUUGAAGAAAAUCAUUUUUGUUCAUUUUUCCCCUCAUCUGAGCCUUCGCCAACUAUGUGACUUUCUUUUUUACUGUUUGCCUUUACCAGCACAUGGGUUAAUGUUUGUUUCGUUUUUACUUUUUAUAGUUUUCUUUUGGAACCAGCCAUCAAUGUCAGGAAAAGAUGAACCGCAAAUGGAAGUGCUUAUUCUUUCAGGAAUAAAAUUUUGUAGCUCUCUGUGUGUCUAUUUUUGUAGAAAUACAGAAAGUUUGGCUUAGCAUUGAUGGGCUAUUUUUGAGGGAUGUACUUUUUUAAUAUUGUAAAAAUUGUUGAGUUCUGUUUCAAGAACUUGCUCUCCAAGAAGCACUGGCAACGUGUUUAAAAAAUGCUUAUUUUGAAAAUGUCUGCGGUACGCUCGUGUGUGCUUUCUAGGUUACCUCAAGUGUGUGCUAUUUUCUCUAUAAAAAUAGCUAUCCCAUAGCAAACCAAUUCAGUAUUGUUCACUAAAUCUCAGUGGUGGUUUAAUUCCAUUUAGCUCACUUAGUUUUGACUUACAUGGCUAGCUUGGGAAGGAAAAAUUUAAGGGCCACACUAAAGGAUGUCUCAUGACUUCGAUUCUCACAGAGAGUAUUUGGAGGCUGUGGGGAACCUUUGCAUUGACUUAAUGAGAUGAAGAGUUUGCCUGGAAUAUUUCUCUUUUUAGUUCAUCUUUGAUCAAUGGAACCAGAGUUUAUAUAAAACUACUGUACUUAAAUGUGUUUAAUCGCACUACCUGUGAGUGCCAGUGGGUUAUUCUACUUGUUUGUAAUUAUUCAUUCAUAAAAGUUUCAAAGUUAUGGUUUUAUUUUUCAAAGAGAAUUUUUUUCUUGGAGAAUUUGAAAGAAUAAGAUCUGAAAAGGUACUAGACAUAUA
Octodon degus (degu) is the source of this 2144-nucleotide messenger RNA. It is a transcript of the gene Vgll3, whose product is annotated as vestigial like family member 3. The coding region runs from base 82 to 1080 and encodes 332 amino acids. The transcript is spliced from 4 exons. The record is from RefSeq and is a predicted model, not a curated record. Gene Ontology annotation, cellular component: nucleus. Gene Ontology annotation, biological process: regulation of transcription by RNA polymerase II. NCBI's taxonomy places the organism in Eukaryota, Metazoa, Chordata, Mammalia, Rodentia, Octodontidae.